Molecule: messenger RNA, 1242 nt
Organism: Larimichthys crocea (large yellow croaker)
Lineage: Eukaryota; Metazoa; Chordata; Actinopteri; Sciaenidae
Gene: selenow2a
Product: selenoprotein W, 2a
Exons: 4
Biological process (GO): positive regulation of filopodium assembly; negative regulation of apoptotic process
Cellular component (GO): cytosol
Source: RefSeq, a predicted model, not a curated record
CCUACAAAUAUCAGCGAACGCUCCACCCAUCCAGCCACUCACAGCGAGCCUCCUUCAGCUGACGCAGCCGGAGGAACAACAGCAACAAUGGGGGUGACAAUUAGAGUCGAGUACUGCGGCGCAUGAGGAUACGAACCCCGCUAUCAGGAGCUCGCCCGGGUUGUCAAGGCUGAGUUUCCUGAUGCGGAUCUGUCAGGCUUCGUGGGAAGACAGGGCAGCUUCGAGAUUGAAAUCAACGGGCAGCUCAUCUUCUCCAAGCUUGAGACUAGUGGCUUCCCAUAUGAGGAUGACAUCUUGAACGCGGUCCAGAGCGCCGAGGAUGGGAAACCCGUCCAGAAGAUCACCAAAAGCCGCGCGCCCUGCGUCAUCAUGUAAACCUCCCCCUCGGUCCUGCUUUACCAUCAAGCAGCAUCAAGAGAGGCCAGUGCAACUGUAAACUGCCAAUGCCACCUCCGGGUCUACCUCCACACUGCUGAAGUGGGCUGGGAUGGGAGGACCGUGCUUUUAUACGAAGCCGACGAGAUGCACUAUGACCACUAGCUGCUUUCUUUGAUGCAGAUCGCUAAAACUCUUGCUCGCGACUUCUGGCUCCCCUCUCUGUUCUCAUUGUGGAGCUCCAGGCUGUCAAUGAUUACUGUAGCCUAAAAAGUUAAAGGUUGCAGUAUGAAGAAUCCAUUCCUGGUUUUCCUCAUGGGAGCUGAGACAGGGUAGAAGAUGUCGCCGCAGAGUUGGAGGGAGCUUCUUUUUUUUUUCUCUACAGUCUCAUUGCCCAGCACUCUCUAACUGCCUAACUCUUGGUUUCCAAGUCUUUGUUUAUUGAGCUCGUAUGCAAAUCUUCUGGAUAACUUUUCCGUAAAUGGAGACUUUGCCUGUGCACGGCUCUGCUAUGAUAAAUUAAUCUCUUAACAAGAAUCUUUCUGACUUUCUGAUUACUGUAUGGAUUGUGGACUGUGGAUAGGGAUGUCAUAAUUUGUGGCUGGCGUAUUUAAAAAUGAAGCUUUUCUUUUUCCGAUGCAUAUCAAAUUGGAAUAGUUUUAACGGUUAAAAUGGAAUGCUAAGCUCUUCUGCAAUUUUAAACCGGUCUUUUACUAGAGCGAGCAUCAGAAGUGCUUCUGAAGACCACCGCCCACUGGUCUGUCAGCUCACAUCAGUUGCAUGUCAGCGCAUUUUCCACAAAUCAUCUCGCAUUGUUUACUUGGAUGUCAAAACUGUAGACUUUGAAUAAAGAUAAUGGUUGUUUAA